AGACAAGGUGUAAUAAAAAACAUCCUCGGCCGUCCGUCUCUUUCCCUCUCUUCUCUCUCUGUCUCUCUGUCUAUUCUCUCUCCACAAUCUCUCCGUCUAAGCAUUUGAUAGAUAUAACUGUGCCGACAGUGCCUCCAAUCACACUGACUUCGCUCCUCGUGCCUAGGAAACCAAUUCAGACUUGUUAGUCACUCUUCCUCCUUUAUUCCUUCACUAGAUAAUCUCCAUAGUUUCUGGUAUAAUUAUUAUUUUAUAUUAUUUCAGCCAAUUAUACGUGUUUCGUUCUUCUUCCUCCAUCCUUAUCCAUCUAUCUUGUUACAUAGUACCUCUUUUUUACCCACUUUCUCUUUUAUUUUUCUUCUCUUCAUGACAUGUUGUUGCUUUUGGUUUUUUCCUGCACAUAUAUAUCAUCUGUGAUUCAACAACUCCUUUUGUAGUUAUUGGUUCUUGGGGGAAUCUACUUUAUCAAGUAACAGCUGCUAGAGUUUACACAUAUUAUUCUUGUUUAAUUUGAUUGCAAUUCGAUUUGCUGUAGAGGAAAAGUCAGAGAUGACUAUGCAUAGUGUAUAUUAUAAAGAAGAUGAUGAAGGGGCUGCUGCAUAUAGUCCCAUUGGCCACUUGUCAUCUGCUUCAGUUCCUUGGUGGACUCAAUUGCCUAGUGCUCAGUCUGCUUGCCCAUCAAAGUCUUCUGUGGAUCACUCUUCUACUGAAGACCAAUUCACCCAUGAUGCAGGCGACUGUAAGAGUCUAAAAGAUGGUGGAAAACCUAUACAAUCUGGGGCAGCAUUUGCCACUCAGGCAACUCCACGUGAAUAUGGAAGUAGUUUUGAGCUCGGAUUUGGCAAACCUGUGAGCUCUGCGAACCCUUAUGGAGAUCACUGUUAUGGAGCCUUCUCAACUUAUCUCCCUCAAUUCACGGGACGGGUUAUGCUACCGCUGAACUUGGCCAGUGAUGAUGGACCAAUAUUUGUGAAUGCUAAGCAGUACCAUGGAAUACUCAGGCGCAGGAAAUCUCGUGCAAAGGCGGAGCUUGAGCAUAAGCUGACCAAGAGUCGUAAGCCAUAUCUGCACCGCUCACGCCACCUUCAUGCAAUGCGUCGCCCAAGGGGUUGUGGUGGCCGCUUCUUGAACACAAAGAAAAGAGAUGAUGGUAAGGGAACUAACUCGAAUGGUGGAAGACAGCUAUUUCAGCCUACCGGGUCUCAGAAUUCGGAAGUUCUGCAGUCUGAUAGCAGCAAUUUGACAUCACCAAGGGAAGUUAAUUACUGCAGGCAAAAUCUUUCUGGGUCAGAGGCGACUAGUAUGUUCUCCAUGGCAGAUCUUAAUCACUUUCCUAUGAGCAACGUUCGUACAUCUGGAGUCUCUCUUGCUGAUAUGAUGACUGGCCACAGUGUUUUUACUCACAGUAAGUGGUUUGCAGAAGCCGACAGCUGCUGCAACCUCAAAGUCUGAUGCAAGAGAGUGACGGGGUUGGUUAUCAACUUGUUGGAACAAAUCCCGUCUUUUAUGCAUCCAAAUGGAUUACUCUGUUCCAUUAACAUUCGGAUGCAUAGGCAAAUCAUUCUUGGCUUUUCUGCAAAAGGUUUUGUUGGCCGCCUCUGAAGGUCCUCUACGAUUCAUGGGGCGGUCAAGAGAUACUAAAACCUUAUUGCAUUGUGAAAAUGUAGCUUUAAAUAGAUUCUGAUCAUGAUUUAAAUAAGAUCCUCAAACUAUGGCUUUAUGUUUGUGGGAGAAUUUGAAGUUUGGAAUUUUACAGAUAUUUUUUGUGUGAUGUCUUGUACUCUGCUGAAGUAUCUGUUGCAAGUUGUAACAUUUUGAU
This is a messenger RNA of Daucus carota subsp. sativus, 1819 nucleotides long. RefSeq names its product nuclear transcription factor Y subunit A-10. Gene Ontology annotation, cellular component: CCAAT-binding factor complex. The coding region runs from base 550 to 1452 and encodes 300 amino acids. The record is from RefSeq and is a predicted model, not a curated record. Gene Ontology annotation, molecular function: DNA binding; DNA-binding transcription factor activity, RNA polymerase II-specific. Lineage: Eukaryota; Viridiplantae; Streptophyta; Magnoliopsida; Apiales; Apiaceae. Gene Ontology annotation, biological process: regulation of transcription by RNA polymerase II. The transcript has 5 exons.